Molecule: messenger RNA, 606 nt
Organism: Closterium sp. Yama58-4
Lineage: Eukaryota; Viridiplantae; Streptophyta; Zygnematophyceae; Desmidiales; Closteriaceae
Source: the annotation of a GenBank genome assembly
AUGCUGUCGGGAGCGAGGUUGACGGGCGAAAUGCCGUCGGGAGCGGGAUUGACGGGCGAAAUGCCGUCGGGAGCGGGAUUGACGGGCGAAAUGCCGUCGGGAGCGGGAUUGACGGGCGAAAUGCCGUCGGGAGCGGGAUUGACGGGCGAAAUGCCGUCGGGAGCGGGAUUGACGGGCGAAAUGCCGUCGGGAGCGGGAUUGACGGGCGAAAUGCCGUCGGGAGCGGGAUUGACGGGCGAAAUGCCGUCGGGAGCGGGAUUGACGGGCGAAAUGCCGUCGGGAGCGGGAUUGACGGGCGAAAUGCCGUCGGGAGCGGGAUUGACGGGCGAAAUGCCGUCGGGAGCGGGAUUGACGGGCGAAAUGCCGUCGGGAGCGGGAUUGACGGGCGAAAUGCCGUCGGGAGCGGGAUUGACGGGCGAAAUGCCGUCGGGAGCGGGAUUGACGGGCGAAAUGCCGUCGGGAGCGGGAUUGACGGGCGAAAUGCCGUCGGGAGCGGGAUUGACGGGCGAAAUGCCGUCGGGAGCGGGAUUGACGGGCGAAAUGCCCUCGGGAGCGGGAUUGACGGCAAAACGCCUUCGGAAGCGGAAUCGACGGGCGAAGUGGUAG